Setaria italica (foxtail millet) is the source of this 2169-nucleotide messenger RNA. Its product is annotated as wiskott-Aldrich syndrome protein homolog 1-like. Bases 356 to 1435 code for a protein of 359 amino acids. Gene Ontology annotation, biological process: multicellular organism development. The transcript has 4 exons. Lineage: Eukaryota; Viridiplantae; Streptophyta; Magnoliopsida; Poales; Poaceae. The record is from RefSeq and is a predicted model, not a curated record.
CUCUCUCUCUCUCUCUCUCUCUCUCUCUCCUAAUAUCUCCCUCUCCUCGGUCCUCGCUGCCCCGUGCCAUGCUGCUACUGCUCCCUCCUCCCCUCUUCUAGUCUUCUUCCACCUCCUCCUCUAGCUACUUCCAUCUCUCUCUCUCUCCUCUGUCUCUCCUCCCAUCUCAUCUCCUGUUGUAGCCCACACGAGUCGUCGCGUCUCCUCUCUCUAUCGCGCGCGCGCGGGCGCGGGCACGAGACCUUCCUCCAACAAGGAGGGAGCUGAGGAGGCCGGGAGGAGGGGUGCACAGGAGGCGGCGCGCUAGGCCGGGCCGGGCCGGCCGGGCGGAUGGCAUGAGCCGGCGGCGGCCCGGAUGGUCCCGGCUCGGAACCUGCAGCAGCUCCACCGCGACGCGCAUGCCACGCCCUGCGCCGCCGCCGCAGCGGGCAUCGGCGUGACCACGGCGCCGCCGAGCCACAUGGCCCAGGAGCCCAUCGACCAGCACCACCACGAGCCGUCCAAGCCGCCGCCGCUGCCGCCGCCGCAGGAGAGGCAGGCGGACCACCACCACGAGGCCCGCGCCAGGGGGGAGGCUCCCGAGCCGCUGGCGCUGCGGCCGCUCCAGACCGCCGGCAGCCACCACCAGGAGGCCGCGGGCACCAGCGGCAGCAGCAGCAGCGGCGGGAGCAGUAGCGGAAACGGCGGCGCCGGGGACUGGCUCCGGCUCGGCCUCGCCCCGUCGUCCCCCCGCGCCGGCGCCGGCGCCGGCGCCGCGGGCUCGCAGCUCGGCGCCUUCGCGGACCGCGCGGCGGGGCCGCCGCCGUUGCUGCUGUCGUCGCAGCCGCAGCCGCGGAGGACGGCGACGGCGGAGGCGUUGCCGGGCAUGGGCGUGCCGCCGGGUUCCUUCCUUCGCCAGGCCGCGCCCGGCAUUCCGCAGGCGUCGAUAACCCUGCCCGUGCCGCGCGCCGGGCCGCCCUGGCUGCCGCCAUGGAGCCCCGCGGCGGCGCCACCGCCGCCGCUGAUCCCGUUCGGGCACCGCGCCUUCUACACGCCCGGCGCCGGCGCCUCCGGCCUCGACGCGAUCAGGGUCGUCCUGCCGCCGUCCGCCGUCGCCGCGGCCGCCGGCGUCUGGUUCGCGCUCCAGGCCGCGCCCCACCAAGGGAGGGAGCCAUUCUUGCCUCAGAUUCCGAGGAGCUACCUACGGAUCAAGGACGGGAGGGUGACGGUGCGGCUGCUGAUCAAGUACCUCGCCGGCAAGCUUGGGUUGGAGGACGAAUCGGAGGUGGAGAUCACGUGCCGAGGGCGACCGCUCCCCGCGUUCCUGACCCUGCAGCAUGUCCGAGACGGCAUCUGGUGCCAGGGCGACGCCGCCGUCUCGCCGUCGGUGGUGGCGCCGGACAUGCCAGCCGCCGCUAACCACGUCAUGGUUUUGCAGUACGGCAGAAGACCGUAGUAGGCAGGCAGACAGACAGACCACCAACCGAUGACAGUCACUCACGGAAAAUGUAGAUCCUGGCAAUAUUCUGCCCCUCCUAACCCAUUGUCGGCACGGGCUGUUGCCAGGCCGGCAAUAGGCGGCAUGACGGACGACGACGAGCUCCCGACCGCCUGCGCGCCGCCGAUGAAUGAUGAUCUGCUGAAGAACCACAGGACAUGUGCGAAGCUUUUUUCCCCCGCGGCGACGGGUCGGCGCGACAGCUCAUCGGCGCACCGGAGGCUGUUUCUCUCCACACAAGUGCUGGAGAGAACAUGACAGCUUGGAAGUUGCCUGACAAGAGAGCUGUGACGGCAAGGGAGUUCAGCCCACUGAAGAGUAGUGACUUCCAAGCCAUUUUGGCCCUUUUUCACUUCACCUGAUCUACUAAUUAAUCUCCAGAGUUGAGCCGUGACGUUUUUGUUAAUCCCCCUGCUGCUGGCUUCUGUUCUUUGUUGUGGAAGCAGCACGUCGUCAGUUUAAUUGUUCUCAUUGCUAAAGGACCUGUCUCUCAGAGGGCAAACUAGACAUCUCACUGAGAAUUCAUUGAUUCAUGACUUGACACCCCCCCCCCCCCCCCCCCCCAAGAAGAUCUUUGUUCCCUUUGGUUGGUUAUUAAUUCAGUGGUUUGUGCCACAGCAAUUCAGUUGUAGCACCUCUCAUGUCUGCACAAUUUGCCCUCCUUUUCUAUUUAUUGGAAAAAAAUUCAGCAA